CUCUUUCCCUGCUCUCCUGAGGACCCUCUCACUCUCCAUCUCUCUCUUCCCACUCUUCCUCUCCCUCCUCCGAGCUUGAUUGCGCAGUCUCUCUCUCUCUCGCGUGCUGCUCUCUCUCUCUCUUUUUCCUCUGUUACACUUUACCCUCUUUCUCCAUUGCGCACAAGCUCUCCUUUUCUCCUCAUGUUCAUCGUUCCUCUCCAUCUUUUUUUUGCUGAUCCUUUUAAACAACUCUCUCUCCAUCCCUCUCUCCAUCCCUCUCUCUCCCUAUCAUCUUGAAGACAGUGUGGCUUCUAAACCCUAAGCCGCUGCCUGUCAGAGUGCUGCUCAGUUUAUGCGCUCGGUGCUCCUCUCCUCUCUCCUUUGUGCUACACUGUGUGCCGCACUGCACUGCUCUCCUCUCCUCUCUUCUCCUCUCUUCUCCACUUCUCCUGGAUACCCCCUCUCUCUCUCCAUCUCUCUCUCUCUUUCACACUCUCUCGCUCUCUCCAUUCUCUCCACCUCCAUCGCUCCUCCACUGCGUUAUUCCUCCGGCUCUUCCAUUGCGCACUGCUGUGCCGCUCCGCUCCUCUGCCUUCUCCUCCAUCCUUUCUCCUGUUUUUGGGAAACACGGGGCUUGUCGCCUACUUCUGUGUCCGCCACGCCGGGGAGGGCUCCGCGCUCCAGGUUCGAAGGAAGGUGGAAUCCGAUGGUUGCGCGGGGCGCUCCACGACCGACCGUGGGCGCGCAGACCCUUUGGAUCUUUUUGCGGGCUGACGCGGUGGAGGAGCGCGUGGGGAGCAGGAGGGUCCGGGGAGUGGGAGGUGAGUUGAGGGCUGCCCAGGUGUGAGCCUCUCGCUCUGUGUUUUUUUUGUUUUUUUUUGGUGGUACAUUUUUUUGGCGCGGUGCUAAUCAAGGUUUCCCUCGGCGCUGGCUGGCUGUCGUCGCUUGCCCGUUGGACGGUCAUGCGCUGGGACCGAGGCGCUUUCCGUUGGCUGGAGUCGGAGACCCCCUCCCCGCUUAGCGCGCCCCGCGUGGGGGCCGCGUGGAACCUGGCGCCGGGCGAAGACGUCGGGCACCAGGGGCCCCGCCGGGCACCGCCGGCACCAUGAACCAGCUGGACGCUCCGCGGCCCAUGAACUGGACCAUCAGGAAACUGUGCCACGCAGCCUUCCUGCCCUCAGUGCGACUGCUCAAGGCACAGAAAUCAUGGAUAGAGAGAGUGUUCAGCAAACGAGAAUGUGUUCAUAUCAUAGUGAGCGCCAAAGACCACCAUAGGUGCUAUUGCGGCCGUCUGAUAGGCCAGCAUGUGGGCCUGCCGCCGGGCAUCUCGUCCAGUCAGAACGACAAGGCGGAGCGCCUUGCCAAAAAUGACAGCCUAUCAGAGAAAUGGUCCAUCAGCAAGCACACACAGCUCAGCCCCACGGACGCCUUCGGCACCAUCGAGUUCCAGGGAGGGGGACACUCCAACAAAGCCAUGUACGUGCGGGUGUCUUACGACACCAAGCCAGACCUGCUGCUCCACCUCAUGACCAAGGAGUGGCAGCUGGAGCUCCCCAAGCUGCUCAUCUCCGUCCACGGGGGCCUCCAGAACUUCGAGCUGCAGCCCAAGCUCAAGCAGGUCUUCGGCAAGGGCCUCAUCAAGGCAGCGAUGACCACCGGAGCCUGGAUCUUCACUGGAGGGGUCAACACAGGAGUGAUACGCCAUGUGGGGGAUGCGCUGAAAGACCACGCCUCCAAGUCGAGGGGCAAGAUCUGUACCAUCGGCAUCGCUCCCUGGGGGAUAGUCGAGAACCAGGAGGAUCUAGUGGGGAAAGAUGUGGUGCGGCCGUACCAGACCAUGUCCAACCCCCUGAGCAAGCUGACAGUGCUCAACAGCCUCCACUCCCACUUCAUCCUGGCGGACAACGGCACCACGGGGAAGUACGGUGCCGAGGUGAAGCUAAGGCGGCAGCUGGAGAAGCACAUCUCCCUGCAGAAGAUCAACACGCGGAUCGGGCAGGGCGUGCCGGUGGUGGCCCUCAUCGUGGAGGGGGGCCCCAACGUGAUCUCCAUCGUGCUGGAGUACCUGCGGGACACGCCCCCGGUGCCCGUGGUGGUGUGCGAUGGCAGCGGCCGGGCCUCCGACAUCCUGGCCUUCGGACACAAGUACUCUGAGGAGGGAGGCAUAAUUAAUGAGUCUCUGAGAGACCAGUUGCUGGUGACCAUCCAGAAAACCUUCACCUACAGCCGGACGCAAGCACAGCACCUCUUCAUCAUCCUCAUGGAGUGUAUGAAGAAGAAGGAGCUGAUAACUGUUUUCAGAAUGGGGUCCGAUGGUCAUCAAGAUAUUGACCUUGCUAUCCUCACUGCACUGCUCAAAGGUGCUAAUGCAUCGGCCCCGGACCAGCUGAGUCUGGCUCUGGCCUGGAACCGGGUGGACAUCGCCCGCAGCCAGAUCUUCAUCUACGGGCAACAGUGGCCAGUGGGCUCCCUGGAGCAGUCCAUGCUGGAUGCCCUGGUGCUGGACAGAGUGGACUUUGUCAAGCUGCUGAUCGAGAACGGAGUCAGCAUGCACCGCUUCCUCACCCUGUCCCGCCUGGAGGAGCUAUACAACACGAGACACGGACCAUCCAACACCCUCUCCCACCUCGUCAGAGAUGUCAAAAAGCGAGAAUACCCAGGGUUCAGUUGGAUCUACUUCAAGGGAAACCUGCCCCCGGACUACCGCAUCAGCCUCAUCGACAUCGGCCUGGUGAUUGAAUACCUAAUGGGCGGAGCUUACCGCUGCAACUACACCAGGAAGAGGUUCAGGACUCUGUACCACAAUCUGUUUGGUCCCAAGAGACCCAAAGCCCUGAAACUGCUGGGGAUGGAGGACGACAUGCCGAUACGCCGCGGCCGGCAGAAGACCACCCGCAAGCGGGAGGAGGAGGUGGACAUCGACCUGGACGACCCGGAGAUCAACCACUUCCCCUUCCCCUUCCACGAGCUCAUGGUGUGGGCCGUGCUCAUGAAGCGCCAGAAGAUGGCGCUCUUCUUCUGGCAGCACGGCGAGGAGGCCAUGGCCAAGGCCCUGGUGGCCUGCAAGCUGUGCAAAGCCAUGGCCCACGAGGCGUCGGAGAACGACAUGGUGGACGACAUCUCCCAGGAGCUCAACCAUAACUCCAGAGAGUUCGCCCAGCUGGCCGUGGAGCUUCUGGACCAGUCCUACAAGCAGGACGAGCAGAUGGCCAUGAAGCUGCUCACGUACGAGCUGAAGAACUGGAGCAACGCCACCUGCCUGCAGCUGGCGGUGGCGGCCAAGCACCGGGACUUCAUCGCUCACACGUGCAGCCAGAUGCUGCUGACCGACAUGUGGAUGGGACGCCUACGUAUGCGCAAGAACUCGGGCUUGAAGGUCAUCCUGGGCCUGCUGCUGCCGCCGUCCAUCCUUAGCCUGGAGUUCAAGAACAAGGACGAGAUGUCCUACAUGCCCCAGGACCAGCAGGAGUCCUUCCUGCAGGAGAAGGAGGAGGAGGAGCCCGAGAAGCCCGCCAAGGAGAAGGAAGAGGAGGACAUGGAGUUCACAGUAAGGUCAUACUGUGAGGCGCAGUACAACUCCGUGGCCAUGCUGGGUAAGGUCGCCACGGAGACGUCGAGGAAGAAGGACGUGGAGGAGGUGCAGAAGCGACAUCGGCUUAUCCCCAUGGGCCGCAAGAUCUAUGAGUUCUACAACGCCCCCAUCGUCAAGUUCUGGUUCCACACGAUGGCGUACGUGGCCUACCUGAUGCUGUUCAACUACAUCGUUCUGGUGAAGAUGGACCUGUGGCCGUCUCCCCAGGAAUGGAUCGUCAUCGCAUACAUCUUCACCAAUGGCAUCGAGAAGAUGAGAGAGAUCCUGAUGUCGGAGCCGGGGAAGCUGCUGCAGAAGGUGAAGGUGUGGCUGCAGGAGUACUGGAACAUCACCGACCUCAUGGCCAUCCUCAUCUUCUCCGUGGGCAUGGUGCUGCGGCUGCAGGAGCCGCCCUUCAUGAGCUACGGCCGGGUCAUCUACUGCGUCAACAUCAUCUACUGGUACAUCCGGCUGCUGGACAUCUUCGGGGUCAACAAGUACCUGGGGCCCUACGUCAUGAUGAUCGGCAAGAUGAUGAUCGACAUGAUGUACUUUGUGAUCAUCAUGCUGGUGGUGCUGAUGAGUUUCGGGGUGGCGCGUCAGGCCAUCUUAAACCCCAAUGAGGACCCCUCCUGGAUGCUGGCCCGCAACAUCUUCUUCAUGCCCUACUGGAUGAUCUACGGGGAGGUGUUUGCCGAUCAGAUUGACCAUAUGCAUAGUAGGAAGUUACAGCGCAGAAUGAAUGAAAAACUCUGGCUGGUCGAAAAUUACUUUCGAACCCACGGAACCUGGCGUAGUAACGCCCCAUGUGGCAUCAACAUCACGACGGACGACGGCGGGGUGGUGAGGCUGCCACCCUGUAAGACGGGCGCCUGGAUCGUCCCCGCCAUCAUGGCCUGCUACCUGCUGGUGGCCAACAUACUGCUGGUCAACCUGCUCAUCGCCGUCUUCAACAACACGUUCUUCGAAGUGAAGUCUAUCUCCAACCAGGUGUGGAAGUUCCAGCGCUACCAGCUGAUCAUGACCUUCCACGAGCGGCCCGUCCUGCCCCCACCGCUCAUCAUCUUCAGUCACAUGACCAUGGUACUCAAGCACCUGUGCUGCCGCUGGCGCAAGCACGACGACGACGAGCGCGACUACGGCCUGAAGCUCUUCAUCACGGAGGACGAGCUGAAGAAGGUCCAUGACUUCGAGGAGCAGUGCAUCGAGGAGUACUUCAGGGAGAAGGACGACCGCUUCAACUCCUCCAACGACGAGAGGAUCCGAGUCACUUCCGAGAGGGUGGAGAACAUGGCGAUGCGUCUGGAGGAGGUGAACGAGCGCGAGCACUUCAUGAAGGCGUCGCUGCAGACGGUGGACGUCCGGCUGGCGCAGAUGGAGGAGCUGAUCGCGCGCAUCGCCGUGGCGCUGGAGCGCGUGACGGGCGUGGAGCGCGGCGAGGUCAACAAGGUGCGCUCCCGCACCUCGUCCGACUGCACCGACUCGGCUUACGCCCUGCGGCACGCCGAGGGCCCCGACACCGGGUACAUCCUGCGGCAGAGCAGCUUCAACAGCACGGAUGGCAACGCCUACCGCCUGCAGGAGGCGCUGGAGGGCGGCGGCGAGGGCUCCCUGUCCCCGCCCUCGCCCACCGCCGCCGUCACGCGCACCCGGAGCCACUCCUUCUACGUGGGCGGGGGGCGCGGCAGCGGCGGCGAGCCGCAGCACCGCGGGGGCGGGGCCUCAAGGCGCGUCGAGGGCUUCUUCAAGGAGCGCUCGCUGAGCCUGCACCGCGCCAAUAGCUCGCAGUCCGUGUCCUCGGGCGCCGCCCCCAGGGACUCCAAGCCCCUCCCCCUGGCCACGCUGUCGGUGUCCCAGCAGCACCGGCCGUCCUCCUGCAUUGACAUCUACGUGUCGGCCUCGGAGGAGGUGGGGCCCGGCGAGGUGUUCCUGGACCCCCUGCGGACGGCCCCGCCCCUCCGCCGGAACUCCUCCCUCCACUCCGAGAUCAUGGAGGCGGUGUUGUCGGGGGGCAGUGACUACGGCGGCGGCGGCGGCGUGGGAGAGAGGUCCUCGGAGUGCGGGGCCGGCAGCAGCGGCUGUGGGACGGUCGCCACGGGGACGGGCACCGCCUUCGAGGACAGCGCCGCCGCCGACCUGUCCCUGAGCUCCGCCCACCUCCUGCCGGACUCCUCCUCCCUGCCGCCGUGGGAGAUGGACCCGUCGCCGCCGCCAUCGGCCGGGAUGCUGGAGCGCUCCAAGAGCAGCCGCUACCUGUCGGCGGGGGGCGGCGGGGGCUUCCUGGACGAGCCCCAGCUGGUCAAGUCCCACAGCCUUAUGUUCAACCCGCGCGGCGUGUACGGCGGCCUGGGCGCCGGCGUGCAGGUGAAGGCGGCCGAGUACACCAGCAUCACGGACUGCAUCGACACGCGCUGCGUCUCCUCGCCCUACGCCCCCGCUGAGCGCGCCCACUCCCCGGGCGUCUCCACCUCCUUCCCCUUCGACAAGCCCACCCCGGACGGGGGCUCCUCGCACCCCGAGCGCGAGGCCGAGCUGAGCCAGACGGAGUCUGACCCCGAGGACCCCGAGGAGCUGUUGAGGGUCCCCUCCACCCCCCGACCCUGCGGGUCGCCCCUGUACCCGCCCUCCUCCCGGCAGGAGCGGGCCAACAGCUGCUCCUCGGAUGACUCGCACCCCGCCCUGAGCCUGGCCCCCCAGCACAGGAAGAGCCUGUCGGUGAGCGAGAGGAUGGAGCGGGGCGCGGGCCCCGGGGCCGACAGGGGGCCCGCGGGCCGGGGGCCGGCGGGGGCCCGGAACCCCUUCCUCAGGAGCAAGUCCGGGGCCCGCCCGGAGCCUGGCAAGACUGACAGCCUGUCCAUGAGGAAGCUGGCCACGCCCUCGGCGUUCCGCAGCUUCGACAGACAGAACUACACGUGACAACGGGAACGCCGGUCAGCGCAAGAACACACAUACACACAUUCACAGGACCAGGGAGGGUAAAGGUCAGAGGGCACGGCAGGGGUGGCUGACGGGGUGACGGGGUGGGGUUGCUACGGAGGCGGAUGCGGGGCCACGGUUACCAUGGCAGCAGCAGAGAGGUACAACGUGGAGGAAGUGGCAGGAUGUUGCAGACGCCCUACUGGAGACGCAUCCUCACCCGGAAACAGCAGUGCUGGGGGGAGGAGGGGAUGGGGGGGGGGGGUCCUAUUGUACACCAGUCUAAAACAAAGAGCUAUUAACACUACAGUAGUUUUUACCUCCUCUUGUAGCUCAGUAACUAUCCAUGGGGUGUUAAGGCUUUGGAAGGUCUCUGUCUACGUGUCAGUCUUCCACCGUCACCAAUACGUCCAGCCCAAUACUAUGUCACUAUGUUCCAUCUCAUGUCCAUCACGAUGCUAGGUGAGGAACACGUACUGUAACUCCUAGAUUAUUGAUUCCUUAGGAACCGCCAAAGCAGAAGGGGAAGAAACGGGAGAGGAGAGUUAAAUAUACAUAGAAUAAUAUAUAUAUAUAGCCAAAAAUGUGUCCCCUUUCCCCCAGGACUCAAAGGGCAGCAACAUUUGACGCUCCUUAAUAUAAAGUUUUUUGUGUUUUCACCGACCGAGAGCCAAUGCAAAGGAAAGAAAUCUAGCAAUACUUAUUUUGAUAGUGGAAAUGUGUGGGCGGAAUUAGUCAUGUGACUAGGAGUGAUAUUACUGGUGAAUGGAGAGAGGCAUUACAAAGUCAGUGAUAUGUGGGGAAUUAAUAGAAGGGAUUAAGUAGUCUUUUAAAGUAAAAUAUUCUAAAGGGAGUCAUGUGAAUUGUAUUUGUCGAGGGGAAACGUCAAACUUGUCUGUGGCAUUCAAUUUUAAUUGAUUGUAUCUUAAUUUGUCUGAACUAUUUCAAGGAGUCAGAACACAACAGCCAACAUUCAAACAGAAAAUGUCUUCAUUGUCGCAGUUUUGAUUAUUAAAUAAGCUACAAGAGAUGAGAGACCCGAUAGAGUAAGGAGUGCCAGGCCAACAUUAUUCAAGAUACUAUAAGUCUGACUUUACAAUCAGGAAGUCAUCGUCAUCAUUAUAUCUCUAGGCUCAUGAGUUUAUAUUGAAUCCAGUCUGGGAAACAUUAACAAAGAUCUAAAAGAUAUCCCUUGUACAUUGCUGUGUCCAGUAAGCUAUGCUACCCUGUAAUGAAUAUUGACGAUGUAUCUCAUUCAGGAAAGUACAGUAUGGACAAUUUAAUAUUUUAGGGCUAGCCACAAAUACAAGUAACAACAUGUUCCAUCUCUUUAACAUGUUUAGUUUUUGUCUGCAAAUACGCCCUGUUGGCCACAAGGGGGCGGUCUCUGCACAAGAGGCUGGCUGCAAAUGUAGAACCAAAAUCUUUUCAUCCUUUCACUCACUGUAUGUUUCAAUGGUCAAACUCUAGUCAAAGACCACCGGAUCCGUCCUUUGUCUGUUAUGAAAUUGUCAUUUAUUUGAUCAUUCUUUCAUGAAAUCCAUGAUAGUCAGUUAAGACAAAAAAAAACAGGAAAACAUUUUGACUGAAGUUUUGACUGCUAAAUCCAUUUAAAAAGUGCACACUAGUUUCCUGGGAGAGAGAAAGGAAUGCAAAACAUUAAAAUAGUUUUUGCUGCUAAGUAUAUGCAUUAGGUUCAGUCAGGUGUGUGAAAGCUAUUUUAAUUGACCUAUAGAAUCCAUAUCACCACGCACAUCUAUAACUAUCUGAUUGUUUCCUCGUCGUUUCUCUGGAUGAAAAGGUCUAAAAAGAAGGGAAUGACUUUCUAUGAUAGCUUUUUGCAGAAAGGUUGAAAAAGUUUAAUUGAUAGUUUUUAUAUAUAUAAAUAUAUAUAUUUGUGAUUUAUAUUGCAUCAAUUAAUACAAUACAAUCACAUACAUUGCAUUUAUUUUGAGAUUAUUUAUAUUUAAUUACAUAUUUUCUGGCUAUCAUGAAUAAUUAAAUGCCUGUUUGAAUUACUAAUAUGAAUAUUUAAUAUUUAUAUCUUCUCAGUGCUAUUUUUCUCUCAUUUUAACUAUUUUCUAAGUAAGGUUUAUUAUCAAAUUUAAUAUAAAAAGGGAGAGAUACAAGCAGUGAAUGCUGAUGUAUUAAAAGAUUGAUUAAAAUCUGUUAUAUAAAUUGUAGAUUGUACAUUUCAAUCAUAUUUAAGGUGUAAUCCCUUUUUUAUUGUUCCUGUUUUCUGUGUAAUGUAACAGCGGCCGGGCGAGCUGCUCGCUCCCUGCGUUGCCAAACACAGGAUCACAGGGCGACUCCGGGCUCCACUUAGAACACAGGGCUGCAGCACUGACAUGUCUGCUGCAGACGUUAGAGCACAACCACCAGGGUUUUUUGACAUUGCAUGUCAUCAUCGAUCUCUAGUGGAAACAAAACAAGACAAAAAAAAUCGAAAAUGAGGGGGGUUGAUGGCUCAAUGACAACUGUAUUCGACCUUAUUCUAAAAUAUUUAUUUGAAUCGGUGCACUUUGUACUUUUCAAUACGGAUGAAAUCUGGGAUGUGGCUGGGUUCGUAUCUACUUAAACACAACACUGAUGACCACACUACAGGAAAGGGGAAAGGAUUCCAAGAGGCGGGCCCUUCUCUCCGUCAUGCUAUGUGUAUACCACCUAAUUGGCCAGACAGAUUUGCUUCAUCCCUGUCCAUCACGGGAGGUGUCCAAUAAGCUCCUAAAGCUGAUCAAUAUACUCUUAAUGUCCCAGGUACUAAGGAUGAUGUAGCCUGUUAGCUCUCAUAUAUAAUUUGAAAUGUCAAGAACCCAACAAAGACAUUUAGAAUUGUAGUAAAAAGGCUACCAGUAAUCACUGUGCUUUACAACAAAACUGCUUAAGAAAAUCGAUUCAUAUUGUUUUAUGGAAUUUUAAUUGAGGGGAAUGUCUGUCAACAGUAAACUCUGGACAACUAAUUGACAAUAAUAGAUAAUCCUAAACCAAACCAACUACGGUUUACAUAUGUCUACAGUGGGCUUUUGAUCCAAAUUUACCCUUUCACAUUGUGUUAAAAAACGUAACCAAACCGAUUGGAAUGGAGUGGCAGUUGAUUGGCUGAGCCAUUAUCCAAACCUUUGAUUGGCUGAGCCAUUAUCCAAACCUUUGAUUGGCUGAGCCAUUAUCCAAACCUUUGAUUGGCUGAGCCAUUUUCCAAACCUUUGAUUGGCUGAGCCAUUAUCCAAACCUUUCCAAAAGAGACCAGCAGUGACGACCUCUGCUCAGUCGUAAUAAUGAAUAAAACCCAAUUCUCAAGCAUGCAUAGCUGAGUAGUUUACAAAACACUUCAGUUCACUGCUGAAAUGCACUAUUUUAAAGUCCCAUAUUGCAAAGAUAGUUUUGACGAGACACUUAACAGCGAUAGUAAUGACAUGGGAGGUCUUUUUCCCCCUAAACCAUAAUGUUUGAUAAACAAUAUCAAACGUCUUCAUUGCACUUUCUGAACCAACUUGUGCGCAUGACUCAAUGUUUAUGCUUUGGUGUGUGUUGACAUGGCGGCCAUGCGAGGAACAGUGCAAAUCUAGGGGACGUGUGUGUGUUUGUAUGUGUGUGCGUGCGUGCGUGCGUGCAGGCGGUGUGUGUGUGUGUGUGCCUGUGUGUUUGACACGAUACCCACUAACAGAUGAGCAUGACAAUGCAACAUAAAUCCACCCAGAUCCCAAUGUACAGUAUUUCUAUUAUAUUUUCCUACACAGUUGCUUCACUUUUUCUUCUGGAACCAAAUGAGAAUUACGCGUUUAAUCAAACAGGGGACUUCCUCCACAACCGGGGACGAGAAAUUGUUAGUUAAGAAAUCCAUGCACAUGUUUUCUUUUUGUUUUUCCUUUCCUGCAAUAAAUGCUGAUAUUGUUGUUCGCCCAGUGAACAGGAUCCCCCUCCUCCUCCAGAUCUCAAUUAAUUAAAUGUCCUUUAAAUGCAUGCAGUUCUUCCACUGAGGGCAAACAAAACUAUCCUCCUUUAAACGGUGACGAUGGGAAAGGUAGAGGAAUUAUAAAUCACAGUAGUGAGUAUUUUGAUGCAAAUACAAAUCUGUAUUCUUCAAUGUGAAUAGGAUCAUGUCUGGCAUGCAUUGUUAAAUAAAUGAAUAGAUUGGUA
Molecule: messenger RNA, 10606 nt
Organism: Gadus macrocephalus (Pacific cod)
Lineage: Eukaryota; Metazoa; Chordata; Actinopteri; Gadiformes; Gadidae
Gene: trpm3
Product: transient receptor potential cation channel, subfamily M, member 3
Exons: 27
Coding region: 1088-6469 (1793 amino acids)
Biological process (GO): monoatomic cation transmembrane transport; protein tetramerization
Cellular component (GO): membrane
Molecular function (GO): monoatomic cation channel activity
Source: RefSeq, a predicted model, not a curated record